CUUAUUGAAAACACUAUUUUGUUGUCUUUUUUACGAGUUUUUGUUUUUAUUUCGCAAAUAUUUACCACUUUUUUAUCGCUAAAGUUUUGUCCCAUUUGUGGCCAUUAUUUGUCCGCCGUUUCCAUUGUCUGUCACUCGUAAUUGUUUUUGUCGCUAAUUAUUGGAUCAAUCGAUGGCCGCCUCUUCGCAGGAGAAACUCAAUUUAGGCAAUGAUAUCAAGAGAGCCGUCGAUCUGUUGUCUAAACUCCAGAAGACUGAAUACAACGCUUGGAUUCAGAGCGAUGUUUCGGUGCAGAAGUUGUCGGCGUUGCAGAAAGUUCUCGAGAGUGACUUCUUUAACGCCAUCCGCGAAGUGUACGAACGGGUCUACGAGACGGUUGACAUCACCGGCAGUCCCGACAUCAGAGCGUCGGCCACAGCCAAAGCCACUGUCGCUGUGUUCGCCGCAUCCGAAGGCCAUUCACACCCGCGAGUCAUUGAAUUGCCCAAAACGGAAGAGGGCUUAGGCUUUAAUGUGAUGGGCGGUCGCGAACAGAACUCUCCCAUUUAUAUCUCACGUAUAAUACCGGAAGGAGUGGCCGAUAGACAGGGAGGUCUGCGACGCGGGGAUCAACUCAUUUCGGUGAAUGGCGUCAACGUUGAGGGAGAGAAUCACGAGAAGGCUGUGGAACUGCUGAAGGCGGCGGUCGGCAAAGUGUCUCUUGUGGUCAGAUAUACGCCCAAAGUAAAACAGUGUUUUGUUUGUCUGCGACGCGGGGAUCAACUCAUUUCGGUGAAUGGCGUCAACGUUGAGGGAGAGAAUCACGAGAAGGCUGUGGAACUGCUGAAGGCGGCGGUCGGCAAAGUGUCUCUUGUGGUCAGAUAUACGCCCAAAGUGUUAGAAGAGAUGGAAAUGCGUUUCGAUAAACAAAGACAAAUGAGACGAAAACCCAAUCAAUGA
Molecule: messenger RNA, 940 nt
Organism: Medioppia subpectinata
Lineage: Eukaryota; Metazoa; Arthropoda; Arachnida; Sarcoptiformes; Oppiidae
Source: the annotation of a GenBank genome assembly